Messenger RNA from Fusarium sp. VM40, 813 nucleotides. The record is from the annotation of a GenBank genome assembly. Lineage: Eukaryota; Fungi; Ascomycota; Sordariomycetes; Hypocreales; Nectriaceae.
AUGAAGUUCACACUAUUCUCCACAUUGACACUCGUCAACUAUGUGCUUUCCGCUCCGGCCGUUGAUAACGAUAUCGCCACACGCGACGAGGCCAAGCUUAACGCCCGGCGACUACCUCUGCCCCUACCGGCUUAUGCUCUGCCUCGCAUAGGCGUCACUGUUACAUCCAAGGGAAAGAGCUCGACUAAAUGUAUUUGUCGUCGAAGCAGCGCUAUCAACCGUCAUGAGAAUCUGGUCAUCGGCAUGGGACGUGUGGCCGAGGUUAUCAAGGCUAGAUGCAAUGACAUUGAAUCGGCUUUAGAAGCUACCAGAGGAGGCACAAUGACAAGUGACCAAGCUGUACAGACAGGAGUCAACAUGAUGGACAACAUCCGAGUGAUGCUAUUCGGAACAGUCUCUGGUCUCGGCGACGCCUCCAAUCCAGACCUUGCCCAGGAAGAGCGCAAGGAACUCAUCGAGUAUCUUUACACCAUCAACAGCUAUUUCUACAAGACCACUAAAGAUUUCAUCGACACAUUGGGAGGAGCAUCAGGAGGUCGAUCCUUGUCUCGUGCAGGCCACAUGCUCGCCGAGAUGCUCGAGAGUAUCGCCACCACUUAUCCCAGCGCCGCAUCCGACAUGGGCAGCAAGCUUGCACCAAUCUUCCCUGCCGAACUUGGCCAGAACGACGAUGAUCUACUCGAUCUUGUCAUGGGCCCUGUGGUCAGCUUUCUGACAUCGAUCAAGACCGUUCCUGUCGAUGACUCUAAGACAGCCGAAUGCAGCAUCUCAGAGAUGGAUUGUUCCGGCGAUCUCAACGAAGACUUGCGAUAA